This is a messenger RNA of Nerophis lumbriciformis (worm pipefish), 5548 nucleotides long. It is a transcript of the gene gdap1l1, whose product is annotated as ganglioside induced differentiation associated protein 1-like 1. NCBI's taxonomy places the organism in Eukaryota, Metazoa, Chordata, Actinopteri, Syngnathiformes, Syngnathidae. The record is from RefSeq and is a predicted model, not a curated record.
ACGUUGACUACGUCGACGCGUCGUUUCAGCCUUAGUUUUAUCAGAAGAAAGUGAAAUAAAUAAAAGAAAAUAAAUUGUUAGUUUUUGAACAUCUCUAAUCUGGACAUAGUUUUGUAAAAACUAAGUUUUUAAAGACAAAAAUGUAUGUUUGCGGGUGGACAAGUGCCCAAAAUGCAAGAAAAGCGGCCAAAAAGCAUAUUUUUAAGUGCGUUUAAAAGAAUCUGUGUUUUCUUUCAAGCCGAUACAGAUAACUUCCUGUUUUUCAAGUCGGAUAACUUAUAUUUAUUAUUUUUUAAACUUAGCUUUAACUGUAUUUUGUGCACACCUUCAGCGGUGGAGUACAAACCGCGGCUCUUGGCUGACGGAGGCAUGUGUCUUCAGCAAUGGUGGAAGGUUGGUCGUCCAGCGCCAUGAUGAAAUUGUGGGUCGUGCUACGUCAUCAUUUCUAAUACUGGCAGGAAAAAAAAAAUCACAGGUCCGUCUUGUCAUCCACGAGAAGGGGCUGGUGUGUGAAGAGAGAGAUGUGAGCUUGCCACUGCAGGAGCACAAAGAGCCAUGGUUCAUGAGGCUGAACCUUGGCGAGGAGGUGCCUGUCUUCCUCCACGGCGACAACAUCAUCAGCGACUACAACCAGAUUAUAGACUACCUGGAGACCAACUUUGUCGGAGACACAGUGGCACAGCUGAUUCCAGAUGCAGACUCGCCCAUCCAUGAGCGUGUGCAGCAGUAUCGUCAGCUACUGGAUGGCCUUCCAAUGGACGCUUACACGCACGGAUGCAUCCUCCAUCCAGAGCUCACACUCGACUCUAUGAUCCCAAAGUACGCCACCGCUGAAAUACGUAGACAUCUGGCCAAUGCAGCAACAGAGCUGAUGAAGUUAGACCACGAGGAGCCCCAGCUGACAGAACCAUACCUGUCUAAGCAGAAGAAGCUCAUGGCCAAAAUCUUGGACCACGAUAACGUGAACUACCUGAAGAAGAUUCUAGGAGAGUUAGCCAUGGUUUUAGAUCAGGUGGAGGCUGAGCUGGAGAAAAGGAAACUGGAGUAUCAAGGUGAAAAGUGUGAGUUGUGGCUUUGUGGACCUGACUUUACACUAGCUGAUGUCUGCCUGGGAGCCUUGCUGCACAGGCUCAAGUUCUUGGGACUUUCUAAGAAAUACUGGGAGGACGGCAGUCGGCCCAACCUGCAGUCUUUUUUUAUGCGUGUGCAAAAACGCUACGCUUUCCGCAAGGUCCUGGGCGACAUCCACACAACACUCCUAUCCGCAGUGCUGCCUAACGCCUUCCGGAUGGUAAAAAAGAAGCCGCCGUCCUUCUUCGGGGCCUCCUUUCUAAUGGGCUCCCUCGGAGGGAUGGGCUACUUCGCCUACUGGUUUUUAAAAAAGAAAUACAUGUAGUGAAUGCUCCCUUGGUGUGUUCAAUGUCUGUGCAUUUGUGUGAUGUUUGAACUUUUCUGUAACAUUCAAUGACUGCAGGAAAAGCCUACUGAAUAUAGAGAACACUAAUACUUACCUGGGCCACUAAAGAUAUAUUCAAACAUUCCAUAAUAAGACAUUCUUGACAGCACAUUUUCUGGUAGUCAAGGCCUUCAUACAUUUUCCUUUUUUGCUGUGUUGGCAUGCAACCGGCCAAUUUACAGUACAGAAUACUUUAGUCUACACCAAACCAAUGCAGUAACACAAACUGGGAUGAAGUACUUUGGCAUGCCACUACUCAUACUCACAUCUACUGCCCAGUCCUUAUCACAGCACAUGAAGUAUCGCUACUGAGUAGGGAUGUUCCGAUCAGGGUCGUAUGCUGUAGCAACUAUCCAUGGCCAAUACCGAACACAUUUAUUAACUGUUAAUUGUUCUAAUUAUUAAUGGUGAGUGCUAUUGACAGUUCGGCCGAGUCAUACCAAAGACUAUAAAAAUGGGACCCAUUACCUCCCUGCUUGGCACUCAGCAUCAAGGGUUGGAAUUGGGGGUUAAAUCACCAAAAAUGAUUUCCGGGCGCGGCUACCGCUGCUGCUCACUGCUCUCCUCACCUCCCAGGGGGUAAACAAGGGGAUGGGUGAAAUGCAGAGGAUAAUCUCACCACACCUAUUGUGUGUGUGACAAUCAUUGGUACUUUAGCUUUAACUUUUAACAAUAUCAAUACAGUAUUUUAAAAUAGAUCCUUAUUCUAUUUUAUUAUAGACCAUUUGUUUGGGCAAAACAAAGUCAUUAGUAUAUAGUAAUUUAAAAAAUGCAAAAACUACUAUCUAAUAAUCAUUUAAAUAUUUUCGUUUUUGCCCUCAAAGUCCUCCUGUGUCCAGGGAAUUAUUCACUAAAUUUGUAAACAUUAACAAAAAUGACAACAAAAUGAUUGAGAAAAUACAAAUAUCUAUGUAAUUACUCUUGUAUCGAUUAGAUGCUGAGCCGACCUUUUGGUAUCGACGCCGCCAAUUACGUGUUGUGUACUGACUGUGACAAUGCUGACACACAAACAGUUUUUGGUAUAUUAUCCUCUUUCUAGACUCUUAUUAAUCUACCGUAUUUUCCGUGCAACAGAGCGCACUGCUAUUUAAGCUGCACCUACCAGAUUUUAGAAGAAAUAAAUACCUUUACACAUAUUAGCCGCGCCGGACCGUAAGCCGCAGAUAUAUACUGCUACGAAAGGUUUUGUAAAUGUUUUUUUUUUACAUACGUUAAUUGUUUGUAACACAGGAGUAAAACAGCUGAUCAAACAAAACAGAAGUCAUCGCCAUGGACCCACUAGCUGCGGAAGUUAGCUCUCUGAUCCGCUAAACAGUCUCAAUAACUCCACACUGACGUUUUGGUGAGUUUACGAAACUGAAACAAUACAAAAAGAAUGGAAUUGUAAGUUAAUAAUACUAACACAUACACUUGUAAACGAGUAAGCAUAUUCGCCAAUGACGCUAGCUUGAUUACAUUACAAUAGCAUGUACAAAUAUGCAUUUGCAUAUGCAAAUUUGUACGUGCAUAUGCAUAUGCAUGUGGGUUACCAACAUAUGCGGUCCUCUCCAAGGUUUCUCAUAGUCAUUCACACCGACGUCCCACUGGGGUGAGUUUUCCUUGCCCUUAUGUGGGCUCUGUAACGCGGAUGUCGUUGUGGCUUGUGCAGCCCUUUGAGACACUUGUGAUUUAGGGCUAUAUAAAUAAACAUUGAUUGAUUGAUUGAUUGAAACCACUACUACAGACAUCAGACAUGGGACGGUUUAGUAAGUACGAAUUGUUUUAGUUAAAUUGUAAAACUGACAAACGUUGCUUGAAGUGAUAAAUUAAGAAUCAUUUUGAGCAGAAGCGCAAUGGGCGUUAAUACUUCUGGUUCAAGGCACGAAGCCGUAAGUACAUUUUUAACCCACAGCACCUGCAGUGGGUGAACUUGUUUAAAAGAUGGCGCCAUAGCAGACAUAAUAACACACCUUUUCAGUGUCUCUGUCGGUGUGAUACAAAACAUUAUGGCCUUAAGCAAAGAAAAAUCCAUAAAUUAGCUGCACCGUUUUAUAAGCCGGAGAGUACACAGCAUUGGAAAAAAGUUGUGGUUUAUCGUCCGGGAAAUACGGUACUUCAUUUCCUGUUAAUAAUUGCUUACUUUCUACUGUAACAUGCUUCUAUCUAUAAGCACUUAUUAUUUAAAGCCAGUUUAGCGCCUAGCAUCACUGCUGCUGGCUUGCUCUCGGUGUGUAACAUGUUAAAUGGGUUAUACUUGUAUAGCGCUUUUCUACCUUCAAGGUACUCAAAGCGCUUUGAAACUAUUUCCACAUUCACCCAUUCACACACACAUUCACACACUGAUGGCGGGAGCUGCCAUGCAAGGCCCUAACCACGACCCAUCAGGAGAAAGGGUGACAUGUCUUGCUCAAGGACACAACAGACGUGACGAGGUUGGUAGAAGGUGGGGAUUGAACCAGGAACCCUCAGGUUGCCGGCACGGCCACUCUCCCAACUGCGCCACGCCGUCCACUGUUGAUCCUCAUCUUCCACUGAUAAUAACAUUUAAGACAAUAAGAAGGGCAGUUUAUUUACUGUAAUGGAAGUGAUUUUCAUUCAUUUCGAGGAGCGGCUCCACACUGUGUAUAGAGACUCAUAAUUAGCUAUACGCUUGUCAGCCACGGGAACAAAAAUAAAUAGUUUCAUUCAGACAGGAUCUGUGUUUUAAAAGACCUUCAUCGGCAAAUUGGGGACUGAAAGAUCGGCACAUCCCUACUUCUGAUACUAUGCUGCUUUGCAUAGAAAAGGUUAACUCUUAAUAUGAGAGUCAACAAAGUCAAGGCGCACACACACACACACACUGACUUUACAUAGAGCACAUGGCCCACUGUCACUAAGCAGGAGUUCAUUAAGUGAUGCGUGUUUCCUCGCGAGUCAGGUUUUGUGAAGGUGCCAUUUUUCUGCAAACUUCGAAUUGAACAACGGCCCAGCAAUAAUGAGCAGGAAAAAAUCAACAGAUUCUUUAUUUCCUUUCAAGAUUUAACAGAGGAAACAGUGACUCAUCAAAUGGAUGCAUUGAAAUUGAGACAAUUUGUCAAGGCUAUUUUUGAAGACUCUUCUACUCUGCCCAGUGUUAACUUGUUACUUGCUGUUUCUCCAUGACAACAACUGAAGUCAUCCAGCCCAGGGCUUCUCAAACUUUUUUCAACAAGUACCACCUCAGAAAAAACUAGUCUCUCUAAGCACCACCAACAAGCUGUAUUCUAAUGACCAACAUUAAAAUACAGUAGUGUAGUAAGCCUAAGUAUUCAUUAAAACAAGGCAGAGGUUUUUUUUAACAAGUACUUUUAAUAUUUUUGACCACUGUAACAUUACACCCAGUUUGAACAGUAACACUGUGUUUGAAUAUAGGAAAAUAAAACACUGUACUGUAAUGAAGUGAUUAUUUGGCGUAUCACUAGUGGUACACAUACCACAGUUUGAGAAGAUCUAAACAAUGUCCUGAGCUAAAACUCUUGAGUGCAGGAAAUAAGCAGCCAACUUGGUUUAAAUUAAGCAUCCGGUUUCAUGUUCCUAUUGAUUCUCUGGGCAUAAGUCCUUUUAAUUAGGGAACACAUGUGAGAUUGAUGACUUGAGGAACACACACAGAAGUGUGCAUGAACAUGAUGAGCUCUAAUGAGCACAAUGGGACAUAUGUGAUUUAAGUGUAGGAAGAUUGUGUGAUCAUGCCUUUUAGCUAUUGAGUUUGCAAGCGACAUCAUCUUCUAAAUGCACUAAGAUUCAUUUUAAUUAACUGGAUUUGCGACUCCAUCUUCUGGGCCCGCCUGGAAUCUCCUGCAUCACACACACAGUCACGACAUUGUAUAUGUGAUGGUGGCCGUUAUAUCUCACGAUAGUAUUUUUUUAUUUUCUACUUUUUAUGUUUUUAUAUUUCUAUUUAUAUGCAUUUAUUUAUGGUGCUUUUUAUGAUGUUUGUUCAUAAGCCUUAAUUUAUUCAGUUGCCAUCAAUGACAAAUAAAAUCUAAAAAUGCAAAAAUAAGAGCAAAUGUUGUUGUGAUUUGGGGAAAAGCAGAAGACCUAAAGUUAUAAUUGCAUGGUUACUGCUGCACAAAGUACAGGAUUCUGUAGAAGUCA